Leptonychotes weddellii (Weddell seal) is the source of this 863-nucleotide messenger RNA. Lineage: Eukaryota; Metazoa; Chordata; Mammalia; Carnivora; Phocidae. The record is from RefSeq and is a predicted model, not a curated record.
AUGCCUCAGCUGUGUCCCUGGCUGUCCAGGAAGUCCUGCCCUCAAGGAGCUCCCAGCCUGAAGCCCCUCAAAGCCUUGGGUCCCCCUGUAUUUGUCCUCUCCAUCUUCCUAGCUUCUUCCCACCCUGGGGACCUGCGGGGAGGAGCCGCCCUGUCGCAGACAGGGUCCCGGCUGGCUGACUUCCACGCCAAUUGUCGUGCCUCCUACCAGACGCUCACCAGCUGCCCUGCCGACAAUUACCAGGCGUGUCUGGGCUCGUACGCUGGCAUGAUUGGGUUUGAUAUGACACCCAACUACGUGGACUCCAGCCCCACUGGCAUCGUGGUGUCCCCCUGGUGCAGUUGUCGUGGGAGUGGGAACAUGGAGGAGGAGUGUGAGAAGUUCCUCAGGGACUUCACUGAGAACCCGUGCCUCCGGAAUGCCAUCCAGGCCUUUGGCAACGGCACAGAUGUGAACCUGUCCCCUAAGAGCCCCUCAUUCCAGGCCACACAGGCCCCUCGGGUGGAGAAAACACCUUCUUUGCCAGAUGACCUCAGCGAUAGCACCAGCCUGGGGACCAGCGUCAUCACCACCUGCACAUCUGUCCAGGCUUCCGUGAAGUCUGUGUCCUAAUUCCCAGGACCUGUGAAUAUGGUGAUCGCACGGCAAGCGGGGAUGAAGGUUGCAGAUGGAGUUAAGGUUGCUAAUCAGCUGAGAUGGGCCCGGAUUACCCGCGGGGCCUAAUGUCAUCACAAGAUCUCUUGAACUGUGGAAGGCGCAGGCAGAAGAAGCAGAGCCAGAGAGAGAUCGAAAGAUGCCUUCUUCUGGCUCUCAAGACGGAAGGGGCCAGAAGUCAGGAGCCAGGAACACAGGUGGCUUCUGGA